AUGCCAGAUGGCCUUCUUGAAAUAAAACAUUCUGCUUUUUCCAAUAUUAAAUUUGUCGAAAAUGUUACAAUUCCAACUUCAGUUGAAAUUAUCGAUGAUUAUGUAUUUUUUGGCUGUUCUCUUUUAGAAAAAGUUAUUUUUCCAGUUCAUUCAAAUUUAACUUCAAUCGGAGGUUGGGCAUUUGAUAGUACACGCAUUGGUGCAUUCGCAAUUCCAGAAAAUGUAAUGAAGGUCAGUGGAUGUCUAUUUUAUGACAUCUUUUUAUCUGUACUUGGUAUUACUGAUUCUAAUAAGUACUUAGAAUUAAGCCACGGUAUAAUCUAUUCAAAAAAUGGAAGUAUAUUAUAUCUUAACUAUUAUAAAGAUAAAAAUCCAUUUUAUUAUCUCAACAAUGUCACUACUUUAAGCGACUAUUUAUUUUAUGGAAGUAAUUUAAGAGCAAUGGCAAUUCCAAAUUCAGUGACAACUAUUGGAGACAAUUGUUUUCACAAAUCAGAAAUCAGAACAAUCACAAUUUCAAAUUCUAUUUCAAGCAUUCCUGAUUCUUGUUUUGAAUCUUCCGAUCUUGUAACAAUUACAAUUCCAGAAAAUGUGAAAAGAAUUGGAAACAAAGCUUUUUACGAAUGUAAAAAUCUGAUAAAUGCCACAAUUUUAGGAUCAUUAGAUUAUAUUGGAGUUGAUGUAUUUGAAGACUGUGACAAUCUUGAACUCAUUAUUUUCCCAAAUUCGACGAUGAAUGUAACUUUAACAGAUGCUAUCGUAACGAAUCAGUCUCCAAAACUAAGAUUUUCAUUUAAGUGUAAAAUACUAUUUUCUUCAUUUGCAAUUGGAAGGAUAACAAAUAUUUCAAUAUCUUACCGAAAUGAAUCAAAUCUUAUUAUUAAUCGAGAUGCACUGAUUAUGAAUUUUGAUCAAACCGAAAUAUAUGAAUUUUGGGGGUAUGAUAUCACUAGUAUUUCAAUUCCUAAAUCAGUGCAAACAAUUAAAGAAAGUGCAUUCGAAAAUUCCAUAAUUCGGUUUGUAUCUACUGAACAAGACUCCGAACUUUUAACAAUUGAAAGUUAUGCAUUCAGAAAGAGCAAUAUUGAAUCUAUUAACAUUUUUUCCACACAUUUUGAAUGUUUAGGAUAUUCAGUAUUUCAAUAUUGUAAAAGUUUAACAUCUGUUAGUUUUGAAUCUACUGAUUUUGUUAUUAUGAAAAAUGCAUUUGAUAAUUGUAUUAAUUUGCAAAUUGUUACCAAUAUAAGUAAUGUACCUAGUAACUGUUUUAGCGGGUUCAUUAAAUUGGAUAAAGUUACUAUUGGAGAAGGUUCAACAUCAGUUGGUGUUAAAUCAUUUGAUAAUUGUACUUCAUUACAUAGUGUUUCUAUCCCAUCAUCUAUUCAAAUUAUUUCCGAAAAUGCAUUCCUUAAUUGCAUUAAACUUAAGUUUAUAAUAAUUGAAUAUUCUAACUCUAUUUCUAGUAUUUCUCUUAGUGCAUUUUCAGGAUGUAGAUCUCUUGCGAAUAUAAGUGACUUUUUUUCAGAUAAUUAUGAAUGUAUUGAUAACGUUCUAUACUCUAAAAAUGAAACAGGAAAAUAUCUUAUUUUUCAUUUGAGAAAUUCAACAAAUACAGUUCUUAUUAUUAAUUGUGAUGUAAUCUGUAGUUAUUCAUUUAAUUAUAGUAACAACAUCGAAAAUAUCAGUAUCUCUUCGAAUAGUGUAUCUUUGAUUGAAGAAAAUUCAUUUAACAAAUGUCUUCGAUUAAAAUACAUAAACUUCCCUCUCUCAGUUCAAUAUGUCCAAAACAAUGCAUUCAAUGAUUGUAAAUCAAUCCAAUGUCCUCUCAUUAUUUCCAACACAACUGUUGAAUAUCUUCAAAUGAUUGAAUAUUCCGGAAUAUCUCGAUUUUUGAUGAUUCAAUGUCAUGUUGUUCAUGGAACUCACAAACUACAAUUUAUGAAAAGAAUAUGUUGCAAAUAUGCAAAAGUCCUCUGCUAUCUUACUAAAUAA
Molecule: messenger RNA, 1992 nt
Organism: Trichomonas vaginalis G3
Lineage: Eukaryota; Parabasalia; Trichomonadida; Trichomonadidae
Exons: 1
Coding region: 1-1992 (663 amino acids)
Source: RefSeq, a predicted model, not a curated record